This is a messenger RNA of Exaiptasia diaphana, 1093 nucleotides long. Its product is annotated as multidrug resistance-associated protein 4. NCBI's taxonomy places the organism in Eukaryota, Metazoa, Cnidaria, Anthozoa, Actiniaria, Aiptasiidae. The transcript is spliced from 6 exons. The annotation marks the transcript as partial. Gene Ontology annotation, cellular component: membrane. Gene Ontology annotation, molecular function: ATPase-coupled transmembrane transporter activity; ATP hydrolysis activity; ATP binding. Gene Ontology annotation, biological process: transmembrane transport. The record is from RefSeq and is a predicted model, not a curated record.
AUUUUAAGGUUGAGUAGCGCAACUCAAGAUCAAAUUACAUCAGGUCUUGUGAUGAACCUGAUAUCCACUGAUGCACAGAAGUUGGAUGAGGUUGGUAUCGUUGGACGCACUGGUGCUGGCAAAUCCUCACUAAUGGCAGCCAUAUUACGAAUUGCUGAACCUAAAGGUCGUCUUCUUAUAGAUGGGAUAGACGUCACUGAUAUUGGUCUACAUGACUUGCGCAGGAGAAUAUCUGUGAUACCCCAGGAUCCAGUAUUAUUUGGUGGAACUCUACGACACAAUCUUGAUCCAUUUAAUGAGUAUUCUGACAAGGACUUGUGGAAUGCAUUAGACGAGGUCCAGCUUAGAAAUGAUAUCGGUGAACUUUCUGGAGGACUUGACACUGACGUCACUGAAUCCGGUUCAAAUUUUAGCGUUGGCCAGCGGCAACUAAUUUGUUUAGCACGUGCAUUGCUAAGACAUAAUGGAAUUCUAAUAGUAGAUGAAGCAACAGCUCACGUGGAUCAUAARACUGAUGCWUUAAUCCAAGAAACCAUACGUAAGAAAUUUUCCAGUUGUACCGUAUUAACGAUAGCCCAUAGAUUGAACACCAUUAUGGACUCAGACAGGGUGAUGGUUCUUGACAGUGGGAAACUAGUGGAAUUUGACGAGCCAUACAUCUUACUGCUUGAUAAAGAAACAUUGUUCUCGAAGCUUGUAGGCCAAACAGGCAAAACUAAUUCAGUUAGGCUGCUAAACAUGGCCAAAGCAUCAUUUGAGAAACAGCAUCAGCCARMACCAAUGGACCAUGUGCCUGAGCAUCUYAGGUCGAACUUAGCCGCAUUUUUACCUUYAACUGGGUUUUCUGAUAUUCAAAUUGAGUCUACUUUAUGAUAGAGAAUUUAGGUGGUAGCCAUUUAUAAAUUGAAAUUCUCCUGACUUAAAUUUGUCGUGACGGUYUUCUUCGGUCAGACUUAAAAUGGCAUCAAAGACUAUUUUUAAAUAAAUAAGUAUGACUGGAACUUAUUUGUCCAAAGUUAAAAUAAGUUGGAAAAUCUCUGUAAUAAUGAUCAUCACUACAAUCUUUAGUUUAUUCCAAAUUUCGAAUUAUUUA